Molecule: messenger RNA, 1150 nt
Organism: Aaosphaeria arxii CBS 175.79
Lineage: Eukaryota; Fungi; Ascomycota; Dothideomycetes; Pleosporales
Product: glycoside hydrolase family 16 protein
Exons: 1
Coding region: 199-1032 (277 amino acids)
Biological process (GO): glucan catabolic process
Molecular function (GO): hydrolase activity, hydrolyzing O-glycosyl compounds
Source: RefSeq, a predicted model, not a curated record
ACCAAUCCUUCAGGAAAAAUGAAAUGCCCUCUAUUUACAAAGUACAUUGGGCAUACCCCAACUAGUACCUAUGAUGAGCUUGAGGGGCGGCAGUUAUAAGUGACGGGAUCUCUCGCAGCGAUGAAGAGUUACUUUCUACGCAGGCCAGUCAGAAUUACAACUCUGCUUUAACAGUUACAUCUCUCUCGGGUAUUUGCAAUGUAUAUGAACAUAUUUACAGCGUUGCUGCUCCCUCUUGCUAGUGUUUCGGCGCUCCCAAAGCGGGCCGAAACGCUCAUUCCGAAAUCAGUAUUCGACAACACUGCCAACCUAGAGCAAUACUUCACAUACAACUACCCUUGGGGUGGAAACACUCACAAUGGAGGCGCUCGUAUGGACAAAGACCACGUCAAAAUUUCUACCCCGGGCACAUUGACGAUAACUGCACAGCCCGUGAAAGGACAGCCGCCUGCGCAGCAUGGCGGCAAGAACAUACCCAUCAACUACCUCUCUGGCGCAGUUGGCGCAAAGCAGCACUUUACAGUUCCAAAAGGCGGCGGCCUCUCUUUCAGCGGGAGCUUCCAGGCUACGACGACUAAGGGAACGUGGCCGGCAUUUUGGCUCACUGCCGUCAACGGAUGGCCGCCAGAGAUUGACAUGGCGGAAUGGAAGGGCUCCGGAAAGAUCAGUUUCAACACAUUCAAUACGAGUUCUGUCCUUAGCUGGAAGGACGUGACGUACAGCAAUCCUGGUCAGUUUCACGACAUUCGAUGCGAAUUGCGGGACAAGAAUGGAAAGGAUACGGAAGUCAAAUUCUGGAUGGACGGCCAGUUGCAGGCAACGCACGUGGGAAAGGAUUAUACCGGGAAACCGUUCUACCUUGUCAUAAAUCUUCAAAUGGAGGGAAGUAGUGGCAGUCCAGGGCCAACUACCAGUGAGACAUUUGUGACCCAUACGUCGAUCCCGAUGAAUGCUAACAUCCUUGCUAGAUACGACAUAUUCGGUGAAGAAUCUGGAGGUCACAACAUUGUAACCGAUCGCUAUAUUGAGUGAACUAGGCCCAUCCUUGAAAUAUCUAGCGGUAGAGCCCUCAUCACUUUGUUCUCUUGCAGACACAUGGUUCGGCCACUCUAUCAUAAAUGCAAUUGCGAAAAUCCAGGUUUUGAUGUUC